AUGAAUCAUUCGCUACCGAACGAAGGCCCGGUCAACCAGAGCCACUCCGGUUCAGGCGACAACACGGCAGGAAAUAGGGUCGGGCGCGAUCACAACGAGAAUCACGGCGAUGGGCAUAUUACCAUUAAUCAGUGUUGUCAUCAGGAUUCCAAGUCGGACCCGCGCCAACAACUCAUGACGUCCUUAGAGUUUACCGGUAUGAACAGUCGGUCCCAUGACAUAGGCCUCGCUGCGUCAGGAACAUGCGACUGGCUUCUGGGACACAAGACGUACGAUAGGUGGACCAGUAGGCAUCACGGCCUCCUCUGCAUCAAAGGGAAGCCUGGCUCGGGAAAGUCAACACUGCUACGGUAUGCUAGCGUCAAGACGCCACGAACUGAUGGAGGGAACCCUCUCACUCUCUCGUUCUUCUUCCACGGCCGCGGCAGUGAGCUUCAGAGAACACCACGUGGUCUUUUUCGGUCACUUUCCCAUCAGGUGCUCCAAGCGAUCCCCGACGCACUUGAUCAUGGCCACACUUGGCGUCAAUGGCAGAGCGCUGUUGAUGCAGAGAGUGAGGAGAAGCAUCUACGAGAUGUUUUCGAAAAAACACUUGAAAAGGCCUUGGAGACCCGUCCAGUCUGGCUAUUCGUCGACGCAUUAGAUGAAUGUGACAACAGCUAUGGGCCCGACAUAGCGAAGCGAUUCAGGGACUUCCUGUCUUCCCUCUCGUCCUGUCUGAAGCCACUUCGCAUAUGCUUCACAAUUCGCUCUAAUCAGACACUGAGUCUGUCAGACAUGGACGAAAUACGUGUCGAUGUUGAAAACAUCAAGGACAUAUCGACUUAUGUCAACGAACAGCUGGCUAGGCAGCAAAAUGUUGCGAAGUUGAUCACGGAACGCGCUAAUGGCAUGUUCCUGUGGGCUUGUAUUGCGGUUCGCAAGGUUCGUGAAGUCCAGGAAGGUCCGGAGCCAGUCACGCUGGGGAAGAUCCAGGACGCGAUUCUUGAACUGCCCCGAGAGCUGGACGAACUCUACGACAAACUAACCUCAAAUAUGGGCGAGGACUCUCUCAAACUCUUCCAAUGGAUCACCUUCGCCAUGCGGCCGUUGGAACCAUCUGAACUGCAAUGGGCCAUGCUGAUCGAUGCUGAUCGCCAUGACCAGUCAAUGGAUCAGUACCGAGAAGAAGCGACUUACCGAGCCACUGACAUCGGAAAACUCAGCAAGGGCCUUGUUGAGGUGACGCCAGACGAGAAGGUUGUCCAAUUCAUCCACCAGACAGUGAAGGACUUUUUCCAGGGGACCCUGUCGAGGUUGAACGAGACCUCGAGAUCCCAACACGUGGCGCACAAUCUGCUGUAUAAGACCUGUCUCCGCUACUUGGAGAUGGCAGAGAUCGAUCAGUCAGUGAGGCUUAGCCGGAACGACAUGAUGUCCAAAUUUCCACUCUUGCAGUAUGCUACCACCUCAUGGGUUGACCACGCCAGCAAAAUCGCUGCAGACCGUCUGUUAACUUUGGAGUGGCCUGAGCCCGAUAUUAUCAAACGAUGGGUGUCCGUUUACCGGGUAUUGGAUAAAUGGAAUCGUCGCUGCCCUGGUGAGGGGACCACUGUUCUUCACAUCAUGUCGAGGUAUGGGAUGGAGGAAGAAUUGCGGGAAUAUUUGAACGGAGGAGACGGGAUUAGUGUCGACUCCAAGGACUCGAAUGGAUGGACGCCGCUGUCUUGGGCAGUGCAAAACGGGCAAGCAUCGGUAGUAGCGCUGUUACUCAGCAAAGGGGCUAAGAGAGAUUACAAGUACAAGUUGGAAUAUGGAGGACUUAUAAGUAAAGCCGAUAUAAACUAG
Fusarium falciforme is the source of this 1827-nucleotide messenger RNA. RefSeq lists its product as hypothetical. Gene Ontology annotation, molecular function: protein binding. Bases 1 to 1827 code for a protein of 608 amino acids. The transcript is spliced from 7 exons. The record is from RefSeq and is a predicted model, not a curated record. NCBI's taxonomy places the organism in Eukaryota, Fungi, Ascomycota, Sordariomycetes, Hypocreales, Nectriaceae.